AUGGCAGACGGCGAAGGCGGAGGCGGCAACCGAAGGGUUGCCGAACCCGAGGUGAAAAUCCCUAUCGUCAGGGUGAAGGAGCAACCAAGGAGGCACAAGGUUAUUUCCUUCGGUUACAUGGUCACGAUCCCGGAAGAAAGCGAUAUUCCCGGAGAAGUAAGAACGGUUGUGCCAGAUGUCUACAAAUUCCAGUAUCCACCAGUGCCAGAAGUGCCAGAUGAUUUAGUGCCUGGUGUGAUCCCAGCGAAUUUCCAAGCAGGAGUGGAGGUGGAUGAUACAACAGUGUUUUUUGAGACGAAAGAAGGAGAUAAUGGACCGGAAUACAGGUAUUGACGAGCUUCUUCAGGGUAUUGUGACGUGAAAUCAAAUAUUUCUUCUUGCAUUGCAACCACCCAUCUCUCAGUACAUGCGCAUCGAUCUCACAAACAUCAAUAGCCUUUCCUAGUGCCUCACCUUCUCCUCCCAACUACAACAGGGUCGCCUACGUCCACCCGGAGAACAUCCUCCUGGAUUGGACGGAUGAUGUCGACGCACUUUGGAUUGAGUCUUUGCAGAUUCUUGAGGACAACCGAGAAUUGUCAGAGGAAGCAUUGGAUUUCCUCGAUGCGGAUCCUCUAUCAUUGUUCGGUAUUGCGGAUCCAGUUACCCAGAAGGCACUGGAAAAGGCAGCCACAGUGCCGAUGCUCAAAUGCAUGGGACAGAGGUAACUCAGUUUGGGUGUUGUGGAGCUUCGUGGUUUCCAACCGAAGCCGAACAAGUAUUUGGUUUAUUUUCCCAAGGAACGUCCUAUGAAUAUAUAAAAUCAUGAUCAUCUACAUCUUGACUAUCACCAUGAUGACCAUUUCCGUCAUCAUGUAUGAUCUACUUGUCUUAUCAUCAUUGCGUCAUCAUGUUCGUCCCAACUACAACAUCUGAGGCCUGUUCUAGAGGAGUGGUUUGCAUAUUUGAACGCGGAUCCAGAGGCGGACAAGGAAUUUAGCUGGGUUGUAGAGGCAUUCGCCGAGGUCGAAUUACCCGUACCCUGGACGUCCUACAAGGGUGUCGGUUCCAUUGUUUGCUACCUCAACAACGAGUCACAAGAAACCACAUGGAAACAUCCUUUCUACGACUACUUCUCACAACUUCUAGACCACUGUCGACGCGCUAGUCAGGAAGAACACAUCAAGUUGCGGCUGAACCGUAUGUUGUGGACGUACGAGGCGGAGAGUCAGCAUGAUGUGAGCUUGCAACAGCCGCUGAUAUCGCCACUGUACGUGCAACAGAUCGCGGAGAUGCUCAAGAUCGACCUGCCGAAAGAACCAUUCAUGGUGAGGACGUUGAAGACGUUCCUGAAGGCGUUUUCACAACAGUACCGAUUAGAAGAGGAGAUCGACUCACAGGAGGUCAAGUGGUGUUUGGAGAUUGUGGAAAACGAAAGGGCAAAAGCGGGGAUAGCUAGGUACUCGUUUCUUUCUGUGAAUUACAUUGGCUUCACUUAAAAUUCCAAAUCUUCAUGUUGUUGACAUGACACAUUGUUCACAUUCACAUACCUCUCCCCGAAUAGUACAAAGUCCUGGCUGCUUCUUCUCCCACGACUUCUAUCCGAUCAUCCCACCACCUCAACAGGAAUAUGGACCUCGAAGACGAUCCCGGAGAACUCGUCAACCCCUCAGCACACGCGCAGCUCUACUGCAUCGAGUGUCAGGUCAUAGCGACUUGUUAUUGUCCGGAUUGUGAGGACUGUUUUUGCGAGAACUGCUUCGAGCGAUUGCAUAGCAAAGGCAAUAGGCACAAGCACGAACCCAACCAUUUGAUUCCGUGCUGCCUGUGUCGCGCUUUUCCGGCGAAACUGCAGUGUACGUACACUUUUGGUAACUACUGCCACGAGUGCUAUGCGCGCAAGCAUGUGAAAACUCUGCCCAAAUUCCUCGAUUUGAAGCCGUUGAGGAUCGACUACACGGCUAGGAGGAAGCCGGACGCAGGAGCAGCAGCCGGUGGCAGUCCAGCCAGCAAGGCGGCUCCUGGUGCUGCCGCGGGAGCCGGUCCAGGUGGCGGCGCAGCAACCAGCACUGCCAAGCCGCCAGGCGGACCAGCUAGGGUCUGGGCCUUAGGUGAAGUGAAUCCAGCCUUCGAGGCACAAGAGGGCUUCUCAAAGCGAGCACCGAUUCAGACGACACUGGGUGAAGAGUGGUCAGCGUUUUACGAUCUCCGAGGCGUGAAGUACUACUACAACUUCACAACGGGUGAGUCGAUGAGAAGACCACACGAGCGCUUCAUCGACAUAGCAGUAGAGAAGGACGCACUAGUGGUGAAGGACGAAGAAUGGACGCCAGAGUACAAAGAGGUGAUCAGGCAGAUGGCAGUGUCGAAGGAGGGGAGAAAACUAGGCGCUUUUGGAACGGGGAUCGGGCCGAAUGCAUAG
This is a messenger RNA of Amoebophrya sp. A25, 2401 nucleotides long. NCBI's taxonomy places the organism in Eukaryota, Dinophyceae, Syndiniales, Amoebophryaceae. The record is from the annotation of a GenBank genome assembly.